Messenger RNA from Cebus imitator (Panamanian white-faced capuchin), 408 nucleotides. It is a transcript of the gene RPL38, whose product is annotated as ribosomal protein L38. The record is from RefSeq and is a predicted model, not a curated record. Bases 145 to 357 code for a protein of 70 amino acids. Gene Ontology annotation, biological process: protein-RNA complex assembly; translation. Gene Ontology annotation, cellular component: cytosolic large ribosomal subunit; ribosome. Gene Ontology annotation, molecular function: structural constituent of ribosome. Lineage: Eukaryota; Metazoa; Chordata; Mammalia; Primates; Cebidae. The transcript has 5 exons.
UGAAGGAGGGUUUUAGUGCCCGGAAACGGAAGUCUCGUUCUUUUUCGUCCUCUUCCCCGGCUGUGGCUCGCUGCGAGCGUUUGUAGGGUGGUACACGGGUGAGAAGGUCCCGGUGCGCGCCGGCUCCCAGCGCGUCUCGUCACCAUGCCUCGGAAAAUUGAGGAAAUCAAGGAUUUUCUGCUCACAGCCCGACGAAAAGACGCCAAAUCUGUCAAGAUCAAGAAAAAUAAGGACAAUGUGAAGUUUAAAGUUCGAUGCAGCAGAUACCUUUACACCCUGGUCAUCACUGACAAGGAGAAGGCAGAGAAACUGAAGCAGUCCCUGCCGCCUGGUUUGGCAGUGAAGGAACUGAAAUGAACCAAAACACACUGAUUUGACCUGUAUGUUAAUAAAUACUAAAAAUCCUAA